UAAAGGAUGUCAAUGCGAGAUCGAAAAUGAUUUCUGGGCGUAAAACGUACAGCAGGAAAAAAAACCCUGAAGGAAGUCCAAACAAUGGCGCUUUUCAUUUUGGAGAUUCAGGUGCCAAAGAUGGCAGGGAUUUGGAUAACUUCGAUUUCGAACCGCUUGAUACGCGUGAUCAGCUGGAAGCAUUCAACGAAAACCUUGGCAGAGAUGCUGCAUUCACCAAUAAAAUGGUUAGCUGGCUCAGCAUUGAAACGGGGAGUUUGGGUCCGAAAAAAAGCCUCGUGCUUUCAGUGGAUCUUCUUUUUAGUCGUCAACUGUUCGCUAGCUGUAGCUGGUCUGGCCAUGGUUGGAACAGUUCAAAAAUCCCAUUUUAUAACUUUAAAAAUAUUCUCAAUUUGUUGCGGCGAUUGGCUAGUGCAAAAGGAUGCAAAGAGCCAGUGGAUAUGACUAAAGCAGUUUUGAGGAAAACGUUAUCGUAUGGCAAUAAGAGAUUAGAAUUCAAAGGCAGAACGUUUAAUAGGAAAAAAUCUCGCAACGCAAGCAGAAAUAAUGACGGUACGUAG
Messenger RNA from Anopheles coustani, 560 nucleotides. RefSeq lists its product as uncharacterized. Lineage: Eukaryota; Metazoa; Arthropoda; Insecta; Diptera; Culicidae. The transcript is spliced from 2 exons. The record is from RefSeq and is a predicted model, not a curated record. The coding region runs from base 27 to 560 and encodes 177 amino acids.